Molecule: messenger RNA, 714 nt
Organism: Mytilus trossulus (common blue mussel)
Lineage: Eukaryota; Metazoa; Mollusca; Bivalvia; Mytilida; Mytilidae
Exons: 7
Coding region: 256-714 (152 amino acids)
Source: RefSeq, a predicted model, not a curated record
UAAACACGUUUUGUAAAACAUUCAGUGGAUGUGUAAUCAACCCAGGUAAAACUAUUUGAACAUUAUAUAAACAAACAAUUUUAUUGGCGGGAUCAUUAAUAUGUAAACUUAUGCGCAUCCGUUUAAGGUAGUUUGAAGGAAUAUAUUUUUGGUGAUGUUAUCAGGACACGACGUUCAUACCUAUUUUUCAAAAUAAGUGUACAAGUCUGCAGUAUAGGAGAUCAUGCUUAAACCUGGGAUUACCAUUUUAUAUUGAUGUCGAUAAACAGACCAAAUUCUAGGAUAGAAGAUGAAACGAAAAGCAACACUGAAAGUGACUAUUUUACCAAAGAUCGUGUGUCGUGUGAAGAUGAAAAACUUGCUCAAUGUCUUGGCGACAUCGCAUUACAUUUACCAAUUGACUCUGACAAAGUCAAUGAAAUCCAUUCAAAGGACCAUGAUGAAAAUACCAUGCAUGCCACUUCAGACCGUAGUACAAUAUUUGGUUUAAAAAACAAACACAAAUUACGAAUACCAAGUAAAAGAGUUAGUGUACCACGUCUUGGCUUAGACUGGGAGUCUUUUGACCUUAGCGAACUAGAUGUACCUAUUGAUCAUGGAAAAGAAAUUAAUGAGAUAUCUGUAGCCAGCAUUACUGACGACAACAUGAAUAUGAGACCAUGGCCUGUUGUUCUAGAGCCACCACCGCCGCCAGAUCCACCGAAUCCGUAUUGA